Cynara cardunculus var. scolymus (artichoke) is the source of this 1971-nucleotide messenger RNA. Its product is annotated as exocyst complex component EXO70B1-like. Gene Ontology annotation, molecular function: phosphatidylinositol-4,5-bisphosphate binding. The transcript has a single exon. Bases 1 to 1971 code for a protein of 656 amino acids. NCBI's taxonomy places the organism in Eukaryota, Viridiplantae, Streptophyta, Magnoliopsida, Asterales, Asteraceae. The record is from RefSeq and is a predicted model, not a curated record. Gene Ontology annotation, biological process: exocytosis. Gene Ontology annotation, cellular component: exocyst.
AUGGAGAAACACACCGGCAAAUCAAGCAGUUUCAUCGGAAGACAUCGUUGGAGAGCCACCCUCGAUAGUCCCCGAUCAACCUUUUCCCCUAAACUUUAUCAUAAAUCCACCCUCCAGCUCCCCCCCGACCAUGACAUUCCUCCCGACCAUGAUCAUAACAGCUAUUCCAUUCCCGACGAUGUUGAUUACGAUCAACUCUUGCUCCAAAUUGAUCGUUUCAUCGAUGAAUUAUCCACCGCCGAGGACAAAACCACCCUACCCGACAUCCCUCACCAUCUCGACACCUUUUGCAAAAUCAUCAAGUCCAAGACCAGAAAAUCCACCAGAUCAGGCUCAGCCCCUAGAAACGGUGAGAUGAUCACCGAUCAAGGUACCUUUUUGUAUGAAUCCGUCAAGCGAUUAUGGAAACUCAAAACCAUUUUGGCUCCCAACACGCCUUUGCUUGAUAAAAUCACCAAGCUUCUCCAUCGAGCCAUGCUGUUCAUGGAAGAAGAGCUCCGUUCUCUUAUUAUAAUCGAACCAAGGCCUCCACCCGAACCCAAAUUGAAGGUCAUGUCCUUAAGAUACUCUUCUUUCAACACAGAUCGUAGUUGCUCGUUAUCGGAACCACCGACCAAGGAUGACGAUUUUCCAGGUUUCUCUGAGGAGAAGACGAUGAGGAUCAACAAAAUCGUAACCACCAUGAUUUCCGUCGGCUACAAAAACGAAUGUUCAAACAUUUAUAGCAUGGGUAGGGGAAAUGCAUUAUACGAUCAACUCAAAAAGCUCGAUUUCGAAAAGCUUAAUGCCGAAGAUGUGCAGAAAUUAAACUGGGAUUGGCUUGAAGCAGACGUCUCUCGAUGGAUCAGAAUCAUUAAGCAUUGUUCCUGCGUCUUAAUUCCUGCAGAAAGGUUGCUGGGAGAGAAGAUAUUUUCCGAGCAUCUUUAUGUAUUCAGAGGUCUAUUCAGCAAUCUAAUUCGUAGCGUGGUGACGUCGCUGCUUGAUUACGCGGCGGCGGUGGCUAUUAGGAAACGAUCGGCGGAGAGAUUGUUCAAAUUCCUUGAUAUGCAUGAAGCCCUAAAUGGCCUUAGAGAAGCAACCAACGAUUCUUCUGAUGAAACCAAAGAUGAACAAUCAUGCAAUGAUCUGAAUGCGGAAAUAUCAUCCGUCAUCGAUCGGAUCGGCGAGGGAGUUGUGAACAUGUUCGGCGAUCUGGAGAACUCCAUUCGGAAUGACGUGGCGAAAACUCCGGUGCCGGGAGGCGCCGUGCACCCGUUGACACGCUACGUUUUGAACUACGUAACAUGCGCGUGUGAAUAUGGGGAUACGUUGGAACCCAUCUUCCAACAGAAUGCAAAACUGAACCAAGCGACGUCGCCGGAAGAGAUGGAGAAGUCACCGAUGGCGGCACAGAUAAUGUCGGUGAUGAGCGUUUUGGACGACAACUUGGCGGUGAAAUCAACAUUGUACAAAGACCCUUCAUUGAGGUACAUAUUCUUGAUGAACAACGGAAGGUACAUAUUACAAAAGGUGAAGGGAUCAAGUGAGGUAAAGAAAGUGAUGGGGGACGAUUGGUGCCGGCGGAGGUCAUCGGAGGUGAGGCAUUACCACAAGAGUUACCAGAGAGAAACAUGGACACGAGUGUUGCAAUGCAUCAGUCAAGAAGGGAUUCAAGUAAAAGGAAAAGUGGAUAAAAAAGUAUUGAAAGAAAGGUUGAAGAAUUUAAAUGCGAUGUUGGAUGAGAUAGGAAAGACACAGAGCACAUGGGUGGUGAGUGAGGAACAACUGUUGUCGGAGCUGCGGGCGUCGAUAUCGGGGGUGGUGAUUCCGGCGUAUCGGUCGUUUGUGGGGAGGUACAAACACCACUUGGAGGGAGGUGUGAAAAGCAUAGACAAGUACAUCAAAUAUCAACCGGAAGACAUCGAAACGUUGAUAGAGAGUUUGUUCGAGGGAAAUCUUACGUCAAUGUCUAGGAGGAGAUUCUACAGCUAG